Perkinsus marinus ATCC 50983 is the source of this 4185-nucleotide messenger RNA. RefSeq lists its product as hypothetical. The record is from RefSeq and is a predicted model, not a curated record. The coding region runs from base 1 to 4185 and encodes 1394 amino acids. Gene Ontology annotation, biological process: RNA processing. Gene Ontology annotation, molecular function: ATP binding; nucleic acid binding; ribonuclease III activity. Lineage: Eukaryota; Perkinsozoa; Perkinsida; Perkinsidae. The transcript has 3 exons.
AUGAAACUACGGGAAUAUCAGGCUGAAGUCCUAGACAAGAUCAGGCAGCAUAGGUCCACGGUUGCCUUCAUGCCGACAGGCUCUGGCAAGACGCUCGUGGCUGUGCGGCUACUGCACGAGCGUGUUGAGGUGCAGCGACGGCGCCAGGAAGAGGGCGAGUUAAAGAAGGCUUGCAUUUUCACUGCUCCGAACAAGGUCUUGUGCCACCAACAAGCCAAGUACAUUGAGAAGCAUCUUGGGCACGCGGAUGCCAAGGUCAUUAUCCUCACCGGUGAAAUGAAGGACACGGUCAGCUGGGAGGAGGAGGAAUGGGCUAAGACUCUGCGUGAGUCGUCUGUUCUGGUAUGUGUCCCAGAGGUCCUUCGUCGAGCAUUGGAGUCAGGCUAUGUCAAAGCCGACUCGAUAGACACUAUAAUAUUCGACGAAUGUCAUCAUUGUGUAUCGAAGAACGGCGCGAACAGCGGCCAUGCCUAUUGUCAUCUGGCUCAGCUCGCGAAGGGUGCGGAGAGGUUCGUGGGGUUGACUGCUAGCCCUCUCAACUGCAAACGGGUGGAUGUGGAUGAAAACCUAAAGCAGUUGAGGAAAGUCCUGGCCCUCGGUGGCGAGUGUGAGGUGGUUCGGCCUACAGUGAAUGCGGAGGAGCUGAGCCGGUGGGUGCGCACGCCCGAGCUCGAGUUCAAGUACUUCACCUCUUCCACGUACGCACCAAGCUGUCUUAGAUUUGUCCAGAGAUGUGAUGCUGAUUGUGAUGAAGUCCACAAGUGGAUGUGCAGUGCCUACCAUAGAGUGUCCUGGUUGGAGGAAUUCUAUUCUCUACGGCGGUCUAUGCGGACUCUGGGCCAGGAUGCUGCAGACUUCGGCAUGCCUCCGAUAACGACGCAGCUCAGCAGUCGUGACCUUCCUCUGCAUAUCUUAUCUCGUUACUGUGAGAUGAUGGGUCAAAUGGGGCGGAUCCUCCAUGAGGUAGACGACAUCGAUGCCCACGCGGUCCCGGAGGCAUAUAAUAAGCCCAAGUCCAGCAUCAACAUCGAUAAUUUGCGCCGUCGUGUGAGUCGUCUUGAGGAAUUCUGCAAAGUGAAUACUGAUAUCGAGCUCUUCAACGAGCCCGUAGCCAACGCAGUGCGGACAUCCCUCUUCGAAAUGUGUAUGGCUAUUUGUGUUGGCGCCGACCUCCAGGGCUUCCUACAAGAUCAUGCUCCUACGUACAAAUCCCUGGAAGAUCUCAAACGGUGGAUUCGAGAGGCAUUGGUCCCGAGGCUCCUCGAAGUAGGUGGAGACGCUGACAAGCUGUUCAAAAUGGGGGAAUUGCUAUACGUGGGAGGCGAUAGUGAGCUACCGGACUACAACGCGGCUAUCAUCUUCGUAAACCAACGGCUCUUGGCUCGAGCCAUUGCUGCCUCUCUGGACUGCUUCUACUGCGUUGGUGGUCGCUAUGAGAGCGCCUCUACACAAGCCGAAGCUAUUGAGCGUUUCAAAGAGACGGCCAAGAGAGAUGAUAAGGAUGCAAUACUGAUUGCGACGUCCGUUUGUGACGAAGGUGUUGAUGUUCCGGUCUGUGAUCGUGUCAUCCUAUGGGACAUGCCGCCGAAUGUCCGAUGCUACAUACAGCGUCGUGGACGUGCGCGGUCUCUCGAACCACCGUCGAAGUUCUUCUUGAUGGUCGGUGAUCAAGAGGAGGAGAAGGGUUGUGCCAAAGCAGCUCUUACUGACUUCCAGAACAAGGAGGAGCAGAUGGCUCGACUGGUGGACUUUUGGAUUCAAUGCGGGACCGAUGAUGAUGAGGAGUCUGAAGAUGCUGGAAUCGUCCCAGCAGUUGUGAUCGGCCGAGAUGGGGUCCGCAUCACAUGCCGUCGUGCCAAGGAAGUGCUGUUCACGUUUUGUUCAACCCUGCGUGCCACCGACGAGUUUUUCUCACCAGAGCCAUGGAUCUAUACCGAGUCUGAUGAAGACUCCGGACGGUAUAGGACAGUGGUCGUCUUGCCUUCCUCCGUGAACCCCCCAGCGGCUCGCUGGGCCAUGAGCGAAUGGCAGCCGUCAGAGGCCAAGGCGGUGCGGGAAGCCUGCGCCCGUCAGCUUGUGAAGCUAGAUCGUCUUCCUUGGGUCACGCCACAGUUUCGGAACGGGUACAGAUCAAAACCGAGAGGAUCGGCUGACGAGGACGACGACAACUCUGUUUCACAAGAACUAUUGGAGCAAACCCGUCGAUCCCUCUCGACUCUCCCUAUACUAUCCUCGCCGGUCUUCAAGAAGCCUGUGAAAAGUGUGGGGAGGAUGUUCGCCUACUCCCUCACAGCCAGCUGGGACGGUGACUCUAUCAGUAUGCAGUCACAGCAGCAGGUCCGGUAUGCGAGAUCUCGGCAACAAAUCUCAGCUGUGAACAAGUUGAUGCUGCUGACACCGGGGCCUAUCGACUCUGUCGUUCCCCAUGCGGUUGGCCACAUCCCCUUAUCGGCUACAGGGAUGGGACGGGCCAACACCAGUAUGGGGAAUGUGCUGAUAUCGCUGCGCCCUUCUGAGCAUCACGGCAACCCUUCAGCAGCAAUGGGAGUCGACGCAUCGUUGAUGGGCUCUCUGUGGGGCUUUCACAAAGAGAUAUUUCCUGAAGGUGAAGGAGGGCCGUGUUCCGAUUGGCACGACUGCGAGGAUGAGCGUGACUUCUGGCUGUUGGUUCCGAACGCGGGAGUCGACCGGGCAGGGUUCGAUGAAGUGUUGGAUGCCUUCAAGGAUGACAGGAGACUCCUGGUGGACUUCACCAACACUGUUCGUGAACUCUGCAGAAUGGUCUUCUCAUAUAACCUCCUAGGCCUGCCGCCACUUAAUCCUCGCGUGCUGUGCGAGGUCCUCACGCCGAAGCGGUGUCAAGCACUUGUGGAUUCGGAACGCUAUGAGUAUCUCGGAAACUCCAUUUUGCAGCUAGUGGUGUCCGAGUCGGUGUGGUCGAAACAAUUCUCAGCUGGAGGAGCCUCCCUGGAAGGGAAACUGACCAGCGACAGGCAGAAGAUCAUUUCUCGCAAGCGCAUGUCGCAAAAAGCGGUCGAGGGUGGCAUCCUCAGUUUAAUGCAAAUGCGGAGUCCAGCAGCAGUUGGUGUGGGCGGUGCCGCUACAAAAGACAUUCUUGUGUCCAUCACCAGUGCUGCCCGUAGUUGCAUGCUCGCUCUCAUCGGAGCACUGUGUGACAGUCAUGGUGUUGAUUGUGUUGUGAAAGCAGUCACUAAGUUCAAGUUGGUGGAAAUUGUCCCAGCGUGUGGCCUCCUGCCGCACAGCUCCGCUGGGGAAGGAGCUACUUUGGACGACUGGUUGCUGCCGGAUGACUUCCCGCAACUCGUUCGAGGGAAGCUGAGAGAGCCUACGGUUACGUACGACACUCUGUCGGCUGCUCAGCAAGGCUCGUCUGUGGAUAUAGGCGGUUACGUUUUUGAAAAACAUCCAUGGUUGCUGACCGAGUCCCUCACACAUGCGAGCGUAACUUCAGUCAGUGCCUCUUACUCUAAUGAACGGUUGGAGUGGAUCGGCGAUGCUGUUCUUGGUGCAGUUGUUCUACAGUGGCUAUUUAAGCUUGAGAAGCCUCCGAAGAACAUAGUCGAGGCGUUCACGGCCAACACAUGCAAUGCUCACCUGGCCAAGGUUGCUGUAGAAAGGCUCGGUGUCCCCGACUUGUUCAACGCAUUCUCGGCGCCUCUCUUGCGAGCUGUCAAUCGCUUCGUGAAUGAGCUAUUUUCUGGCCGCGCGGUAGUUCGACGAGGCCCCAAGCCACUGGCGGACUGUGUGGAGGCGAUCAUUGGUGCGGUAUGGCUAGAUGCAGGCGGCUUGGCUGGUGGGGGCUGGGAGGCGGCGACGACUUUCAUUACGAAGAAUGUUGUCGCCGAGCCAGACCAACCCUUGAGUGAUAUCGUCAUUGACCUGACCAGUCCUUUAGCAUGUGCCGAGCCGUCGGUCUCGGUGUCGGAGUCAGCUUCGGCUGAUACCAUCCCUCGGAAAGAUCAGGGUGUAAAACGCCCAGCAGCUUCGACCGAGGAGAGCGGCAGUAAUAAGCGAGAAGCCGUGGAUGCUGUUGACUCAGAGGAGGCUAAAGCUCUGAGGGCACAGUUGACGAGGUUGUCCAAUACUCUGGAUGCCGACGAGCUGAGACUGGUUAUCGAUGGUAUCAAGUCGCGAAUAGCACGUCGUCGAAGUUCUGGUCAGUAG